Molecule: messenger RNA, 1267 nt
Organism: Labeo rohita (rohu)
Lineage: Eukaryota; Metazoa; Chordata; Actinopteri; Cypriniformes; Cyprinidae
Product: E3 ubiquitin/ISG15 ligase TRIM25-like
Exons: 4
Coding region: 54-1202 (382 amino acids)
Molecular function (GO): zinc ion binding
Source: RefSeq, a predicted model, not a curated record
CUGAAGUGUAGUUGAGCUGUUGUGUGUUUGUGUCUCUGUAUUCAUGCAGUAAAAUGGCAGGAGCCCAGUUUUUUCAAGAUGAGUUCUUGUGUCCAGUGUGUCUGGAUCUCCUGAAGGAUCCAGUGACCACUUCCUGUGGACACAGUUACUGUAAGAGCUGUAUUACAAGCCACUGGGAUCAGGAGGAUCAGAUGAGAGUCUACAGCUGCCCUCAGUGCAGACAGACCUUCAGUCCAAGACCUGCUUUAGCUAGAAACACCAUGCUGACUGAAGUGGUGGAGAAACUGAAGAAGACCAAACUUCCUGCUGACUGUUACGCUGGAGCUGGAGAUGUGCAGUGUGACGUCUGUACUGGAAGAAAAUACAAAGCCGUCAAGUCCUGUCUGAUGUGUCAGGAAUCUUACUGUCAAUCUCAUUUUGACCGUCACGAGGAGUUUCAUUCACGUAAGCCACACAAAGUGAUUGAUGCCACUGGACGACUGCAGGAGAUGAUCUGCCAGAAACAUGAGAAGAUCCUUGAGGUUUUCUGUCAGACUGAUCAGAAAUGUAUAUGUGUGCUGUGUACGAUUAUUGAACAUAAAAACCACAACACUGUAUCAGCAGCAGAACAGAGGACAGAGAAACAGAAGCAGCUGAAGGAGAUGCAGAAGACAUUCCAGCAGAGAAUCCAGCAGAGAGAGAAAGAUCUUCAGCAGCUGAGAGAGGCUGUGGAGUCUCAUAAGCGCUCUGCACAGACAGCAGUGGAGGACAGUGAGAGGAUCUUUACUGAGCUCAUCUGUUCCAUUGAGAGAAGCCGCUCUGAGCUGAUACGGCUGAUCAGAGAUCAGGAAAAGACUGCGGUGAGUCAAGCUGAAGGACGACUGGAGCGACUGGAGCAGGAGAUCAAUGAUCUGAGAAGGAGAGAUGCUGAGCUGGAGCAGCUUUCACACACACAGGAUCACAUCCAGUUCCUGCAGAGUUUCCAGUCUCUCUCAGCACCUCCUGAAUCUACAGAUGUAAAUGACGAUCCCUUCAUUUCUCUCAUCUCUUUUGAUGGUCUGAGAGAAUCUGUCCAUCAGAUGAAAGACAAACUGGAGAAUUUCUGCAAAGAGGAGCUCAAGAAGAUCUCAGACAGAGGUAAAGUCCUGGAGAUUCAUCUGCUCUCAGAAACGAGUCCAUCAUCAUCUCAUAUCAUGGAGAACAUCAUAUUAGAAAUGUGUUAGGAAUGGAUGCAGGAUCAUGAGAAUCACACUGUUCAUGUCUGUUGAUUUCCACAGUCACAUUCACC